Molecule: messenger RNA, 1449 nt
Organism: Ambispora gerdemannii
Lineage: Eukaryota; Fungi; Glomeromycota; Glomeromycetes; Archaeosporales; Ambisporaceae
Source: the annotation of a GenBank genome assembly
AUGGCUUUAUUCCAUCCUUUCGGUUGGGGCAGCAACCUUGGAGAUAUCUAUGGCUGGGAAGGAAACCGCGACUUUCAACGCUAUUCUCCUAGGGCUGAUAUUUAUGGUGGCAGGGGAGAUUUCGGUGCUUUAACCACUGGCUUUAGGCCUUCUGUUGAUGUACGUGAUACCGGAAAGGAAAUCGUUGUACACGCUGAACUUCCUGGUGUCCCCAAAGAAAACGUCAACGUCGAAAUUCGCGACAACAAUUUGAUGAUUAGUGGCGAAACUACUUCUGAAGACGAACAUCAAGAGUGGAAUGGAUUGGUUCGCGAACGCCGAUUUGGCCGAUUCAUGCGACAAAUUCCAUUACCAGCCGGUAUUGAUGCUGGAAAAGUGCAAGCUAAGUUCGAUAAAGGAGUUCUUGAAAUCACUUCUUCGGCGUCAAACACAAAUACUACUUACACAGUUGGUGACUUAUUUUGCGGCGCUGGUGGCUUUAGUUGCGGCGCCAAAACAGAAAACUUUCAAAUUAAAUGGGCAGUAGAUAUAGAUGCAGAUGCGUGUAUUACAUUUCAAGCCAACCAUUCUUCGGCAUUGGUUUUCAAUGAGAAUGUCAAGACCUUUUUAAAUCGCUUAAGUGAUCAAUGGUUCCGCGUCGAUGUCUUGUUAGCAUCUCCGCCAUGCCAAGGGUUUUCGAGUGCGAAUACCCGCGGAACUCAACAAUCUCGUGCAGAGCAGAAUAAUAUCUUGCUUUACUCUAUAGAAGCUAUUAAAAAAAUAAACCCUAAAAUCAUUGUUAUGGAAAAUGUUGUCGGCUUUCACACCAAAAAGGAAUCCGAAGAAAUAACGACGACUUUUUACAAAAAUUUAGUUGAUCUCGGAUAUGAUUUCGAAACAAAUUAUCUGGUUGCUUCAAAUUAUGGAGUACCACAGAAACGAAAAAGAUUUUUUUUGUUAGGCGUGAAAAAGAACCAAAUAAAACCAAGUUGGCCAAAGCCAACUCAUUUUAUUUGGAAUAAAUGUUCCAUUAAAACAAGAUUAAAGCUUUUAGAAGAAGGCUUGAAAAGAACGCCGACAAUACGCGAGGCGUUUGCAGGCCUUCCUGAAGACCUUCGGUCGACUAGGAGUAGAUUCUCAAAUAUAUUCAAUAUAUUUGAUUAUCAGAAAACGCAGCCUACGUACAUGACCCAACUAAAAUGGGAUGACAUUAGCAUGACCGUCCUUGCAUCUUUAAACCCUGGAUGGAAAUGUAUCCAUCCGUCAAGAUGGCGAUACAUUUCUGUCCGGGAACAAUGCCGAUUGCAAGGAUUCCCCGACGAUUAUGAAAUCCUCGGAGAAAGCAUUAAAUCGAUGUAUAAGCAAGUGGGCAACGCUGUUCCGCCGCUAUUGGCAUCAGCUCUAUUAAAAGAAGUAAAACAUAUUUUAAAUUCAUCAACUGCUACUGAAAUCAUAGUUAUUGAUGACUAA